AGGCCGCAGCCGGCGUCGCCCGAGGCGGAGGGCCCCAGCUGGCGCUGGCGCUGCCGGGCCCGACGCUCCAAGCUCCAUGCACUGCACGGGCGGUGGCGGAGGCUCCGACGCCCAUGAUCCACAGCACUGGUUGCAGGUUCCAGGCCCAGGAGGAUCGCCUCAUGAACCUGUUCGCGUUCGUCGGCAUCACGGAGAAGUGGGACUUGUCGAUUUGCUUGUUCAACGCAAAGUACAACAAUCCGUGCAAGUCGAACCAGUUCGACUCGUCCUUCCACGUCAACUCCACGACGGAGGCCCAUGGUUGGUACGACACAGAUGCCUUGGACGGCUUCGUCGACAAAUAUGACGGACGUCUCUAUGAUCGGGCACUUCAGAUGUUCGAAGAAGACCUUGUACGGUUCGGAGUUUCUGAGGAGAACUGCAACAGGUGUGUGGAUUGAGGCACCGAGUGGUGAAUUGCGUUUGUCUCGUUGCCGGAUUCAGCCCCAAGGGUAGCGAACUCGUUUGUCUUUUCUUGCGAGCAAUACAAGACCGUUUUGCCAAACAUUGGUGUCGCCGCGUCGCGUAGUUCAGGCCUCAAGUUGCCCAUCAUGUCAGUUGCGAUGUGGCCUCGUCAUGUUGGGUUGAAGCAUUCAGCAAGGGAACGGCCAAACAGAGAAAGGACAUAUGGGAACAUAUAGUGGGAUCAGGCGAGAAGGGAAUUACGCUACAGAGGAACCCCGCAUACUUAUCAUAUGUCUGGAGUGAUGAUAGCUGGCGUGGAACUUGCGAGACUGAUGCUCUUGAUGGUGAUGAUCGCCCCCCCGCCUGCGUGCCCCUGUGGCCUCGAAUAAGUGCAACGCGCGCUAGGCCCUGGGAGACCGACCCACCUGCGCAGCCUGUAUGGUGCCGAGAAAGUGCCACGCCUGCUAUGCCGUGGACGACCGUCGCGCAUAGCGGCCGCGGGGCCGCGGUGAAAGACCACCCCCUGCGCACCCUUUAUGGUGUGGAGUAAGUGAACGCGUGCUGUGCC
Messenger RNA from Prorocentrum cordatum, 1012 nucleotides. The record is from the annotation of a GenBank genome assembly. Lineage: Eukaryota; Dinophyceae; Prorocentrales; Prorocentraceae.